This is a messenger RNA of Colletotrichum godetiae, 1911 nucleotides long. RefSeq names its product phosphoglucomutase/phosphomannomutase domain-containing protein. The record is from RefSeq and is a predicted model, not a curated record. NCBI's taxonomy places the organism in Eukaryota, Fungi, Ascomycota, Sordariomycetes, Glomerellales, Glomerellaceae. The transcript is spliced from 2 exons. Gene Ontology annotation, biological process: UDP-N-acetylglucosamine biosynthetic process; carbohydrate metabolic process. Gene Ontology annotation, molecular function: phosphoacetylglucosamine mutase activity; magnesium ion binding. The coding region runs from base 116 to 1738 and encodes 540 amino acids.
UUCUCUCCCUCCUUCUUCACCCCCGGCCAUCGUUCUUCCAACACGUCAAACUCCCUUUUGAAAUUGCCUCGUUCCGUUGUCCACCAUAGCCACUCGCUUGAGCACACCGCCCGCCAUGUCGGACGAGAAGAUCAUCGCCGCUUCGCAGAAGCACCCCAUCGUGCCGAACCACACCUUCAAGUAUGGCACUGCGGGGUUCCGGAUGAAGGCUGAUCUCCUCGACGGUGUUACUUUCCGUGUCGGUCUGCUCGCCGGCCUGCGCAGUCGCAAGCUCAAUGGCCAGGCCAUUGGCGUCAUGAUCACGGCUAGCCACAAUCCCGCUGCCGAUAAUGGUGUCAAGGUUGUUGACCCCAUGGGCGACAUGCUCGAGCAGGAGUGGGAGUCGUAUGCUACUAAGCUCGUCAACAGCUCCUCGGACCAAGAGCUAGUCGAUAACUACAAGGCCCUGGCCUCCCAGCUCCGCAUCAACCUGUCCGACCCUGCUCGCGUCGUUUACGGUCGAGACACACGUCCUUCGGGUCACAAGCUUGUCGCUGCCCUAGCCGAUUCCUUUGAGGCUACCGGCGUUGAGUACACCGACUACAAGAUUCUCACCACUCCCCAGCUCCACUACCUCACCCGAUGCGUCAACACCGAGGGCACACCACAGUCGUAUGGCAAGGUCAGCGAGACUGGCUACUACGAGAAGUUUGCCGACGCUUUCGUCAAGGCCCUCAAGGGCCGCAAGGUCGACGGGCAAUUGACCAUUGACUGCUCCAACGGCGUUGGUGGCCCCAAGUUGACCGAGUUCCUGAAGCACGUCCCCAAGGAUGUCACUGGCUUUGACGUCAAGGUCGUCAACGACGAUGUUCUCCGCCCCGAGGUCCUCAACCUCGACUGCGGUGCAGACUUCGUCAAGACCAAGCAGCGUGCCCCUGCUUCUCCCAAGCCCGUUCCCGGCGCUCGCUACUGCUCCUUUGACGGUGACGCCGAUCGCCUGAUCUACUACUACACCGAUCCGGACACCGGCUUCUUCAUGCUCGACGGCGACCGGAUAUCCACCUUGGCCGCCUCCUUUAUUGGCGAUCUGGUCCGCUCCGCCGGCCUAGAGAAGGACUUGCGCACUGGUGUCGUCCAGACCGCUUAUGCCAACGGUGCUAGCACCAACUACAUUGAGAAGCAUCUCGGAUUGCCCGUCGUUUGCACGCCCACCGGCGUCAAGCACUUGCACCAUGCUGCUCUCAAAUUCGACAUCGGGCCCUACUUCGAGGCCAACGGCCACGGCACUGUCAUCUUCAGCCAAGACGCCAUGCGUGCUUUCAGCGAGACAAAGCCCCAGUCCCCCGCACAGAAGGAUGCCCUCGAGACCCUCGCCGCCGUUGGCAACCUUAUCAACCAGACAGUUGGCGAUGCGCUCUCGGAUAUGUUGAUGGUGGAGGUGAUUCUCGCUCACAAGGGCUGGACUCUCAAGGACUGGGCUUCAACCUACUCGGACCUUCCCAACCGACUGGUCCGUGUCGAGGUUGGCAACAAAGAUGCAUUCCAGACCACAGAUGCCGAGCGCCGCCUCAGCCAUCCUGCGGGAGCUCAGGACGAGAUUGAUCAGUGUGUUAGAAAGUACACCAGCGCUCGUUCCUUCGCUCGCGCCAGCGGCACCGAAAACGCCUGCCGUGUGUAUGCCGAAGCGGCCACCCGGUCCGAGGCUGAUGAGCUCGCCAACAAGGUUGCAGGCAUCGUGAAGCAGUACGGUGGACUGUAGGCAAGGCCACCUAACUGUCAAAGCAGCUACGAUGCACUGUUCAUGUAGAGGACAGUUGAUGAUUGGAUUACCUUUCCCCCAUUACUUGGACCAAAAUUACGGCGGAUUUCGUAAAAGCUAGAGCGGACUGGUUACGAGGUGGAAGCUGCCCAAAAAGAUGAAACGAACAGAAA